This is a messenger RNA of Salvia splendens (bonfire salvia), 1044 nucleotides long. Its product is annotated as protein E6. The transcript has a single exon. The coding region runs from base 63 to 827 and encodes 254 amino acids. Lineage: Eukaryota; Viridiplantae; Streptophyta; Magnoliopsida; Lamiales; Lamiaceae. The record is from RefSeq and is a predicted model, not a curated record.
CCAAACAAACUUCACAAUACACACACACACACACACAGUCUCUUCUCUAUCUCUCAUUUGCAAUGGCUUCCCCUGCCAUGAAACUCUCCAUCUUCCUCCUCCUCCUCACCCUCUUCUCUACUCUCCCCACUCAUGCAAGAGACAGCCAGUUAUUCAACAAAAUCCCUAGCACCACCACCAACAAUGUUGUUGUCCCAACCAAUCAACAAGACCCCAAUUUCCUCCCUGCAAACGAGAACAGCUACGGCCUCUACAGCCACGAGACCGGCCAAAACCCCCCUUCCACCUCUGCUGAAUACAAACAACCCCUCAACAAAUACCUCCCCAAGAACUACAACCCCGUCGCCUACGUCACCCAGCCCGAAUCUGAAGAGGAGAGAACCUUCACCACCAACCCCAACAACAACAACAACAACAACAAUGACGACGAGAACAGGAACAGUUACUACAGUGGUGAGGAGAAUUACUACAACAACCAGCAGCAGCUAGACGAAGCCGAGUUCAGAAGCUACCCCACCACCACCGCCGCCACCAACAACAGAGACAACGGCGUCGCCAACUUCUACUUAGGCAGCAACUUCAACAGCGGGCCGGCCUUCCGCAACACGUUCCAGCCGCAGGGAAUGAGCGACACGCGCCACUUGGAAAAUGGGAAAUAUUUCUACGAUGUUAACUCGGAGAAGUACAGCAGCAAUCACCCUUAUGAAACCUUGAAAGCCGCUCACCAGCAGAAUGAUUUCACCAACACUAACUUCUAUGGAAACAAUGCCUAUGAAUUCAACCGCCACACUGAACAACACUUCCAGGACGAGGAAAACAUGCCUUGAAAAUUAACCAAGUGAUGGUGUUUUUAAGUUAUGGUUUUUACUGAAAACCAAACCACACAUUUUAUUUUAUUUUAUUUUCAUGCUGCUAUUUUUACGGUUUUCGACUAUAAAAUAUUAGUAAUAACUUGUAUAUUAAAUGCUAUAUUUCGGAAUUGAAGUUUGUGUGUUUGUUUUAUUUAAUAUAAUUACAUGGUGUAUUUUUUCCUGGCGUGGUUAA